ACUGAGAGACCCACCGUCAAGUAUGUGUAUGUAGUCUGAGUCUCCAGAUCGUGCUAUAGUUUUUAACUUUUGUUUUUAACCCCCUGUGGCCGACUUGAGAAGUGCAUUAUAACAUGCGAGUAUUGUGUGUUUUAUUGGCUGCUCUCCUUCUUUUCUCGUUAUGCCACUGCAGGAGGGUGAGCUGUCGGCGGAUGUCCUGGAGAGAGCGGUGUAGGAAAAUAAAGAAAUGUGAACGGAAACUACCAAACUUGGAGGAGAAAUGUGAUAUACGUUUCAAACGAAACGUAUUGAGACAGAUUCUUCCAGCUGACGAAUUUGAUUUGGAUUUCGAUGUGAUCCUCGACGAUUACGUUAAUAACUUUAGUAGAAGCGACAUGAUUGAAUUGUUCUCGGCAAAGAUAUUGUCAGGUCCGAUAAACACAACAGCUGCUGUGGGAGGGGUGGCAAUAUUCACGUGCACUGUGGAGGGUAACCCGGCACCCCUGACUGCCAUCUCCCCAGUGAUAGCUAGUGAGGUGUCCAGUAACUUUAUCAGCGAGAUGAGCCAGAAUAACGGGGUUGUUAGCAGAGUUAAUGUCACUAAUAUCAUUAGUCAGAUAACGAAACUAGACGAAGGGUGGUACAGGUGUGGGACUAGUAACCUAUACGGUAGUGAGACUAGGGACGCGUACCUGACAGUAAUAGACCCUUGUGAAGGGGUGGAGUGUGGUGGGAGGGAUAUGAAGUGUGUGGUGAACUAUGACACCCUCUCUGCGGAGUGUCAGUGUAGAGACUAUUGUCAGGAGAAGGGUGAUUUCUUGCCAUCCCCACUAUGUGGGUCUGAUUGCAGGACCCACUUCAACCUCUGCUCUCUUCAACAAACCUCCUGUAUUGACCAGCUAGAGAUAGGGGUUCUCUACGAGGGGAGAUGUGAGGCUGGUAUUGGUGACAUUACAGUGGAGGUUGCUGGAUAUCCUGGUCCUCUCCUCUACUACUCUGGUGAUGUGAUAGAGUUGGAGUGUGACGUCACAGGCACCUCUGUUGCUCAUAUAUCGUGGUAUAAAGUGUACCAGAGUAGCUCUGGUAACUAUGGUGACUCUGGAGAUCAUGGUAACCGUGGUGACAAUAGAUUUAUUGUGGGAAGAGGAAAAACUCUCACUCUGAAUAGAGCUCUGGUUGAUGACAGUGCGAUGUAUCAGUGUAGUGUCACCAACUGUUCCAGCAAUGUGGUGUUCUCUCAGACUGUUGAGUUAGUCAUUCUGGAAAGGUUCCAAGCCUUGACCGCCUCUAAAACCGGUCCAGUAUGUUCAGUGUUCAGCGGCUCCAGAGUCAUAACAUUUGACAGCAGCUCCUACUCCAUCACCUCUGCUUGUGACUACGUAUUAGCCAUGGACUGUGUCAUGGCCUCCUGGUUGAUCUACGGUCGUACAACACGCUGUGGAGACACUGGAGCCUGUCUGGAGAGUGUAACUAUUUACUCUGGUUGGGAUGUGGUUACUUUAAUGAGGGGUUGGGUGGUUGUUAAAGGCAGGGCGGGACGGAAAGUAGCUCUGACUCAGGGCAAGGAGAUAGUGGUGGGCAAGUUUUCAGUGCUGUUUGAUGGAUUACAUGUGACCCUGAUUUUAGCUGAUCAGGUGACUCUCACGUGGGAUGGGAUAUCUGCUGCUUACAUUCAACUCUCUAACAAACUCACACCAACCUGUGGUAUUUGUGGGGACGAAGAGAGUAACCAUGACGACAAGACCAUCAUGAGGAACCGGCAGCAGUGGAACAAGGAUGAAACUAACGUUGACUUGUUUGCUAAGAGCUGGAGAGUGGAUUCCAGAGGUCUCUGUCGGGACUCUGCUCUUCUAACUACAGAUCCAGACAAAGAACCAGAUACCAACCCCUGCGAGGACAUCUUCAACAGUCCGGUGCUCUCCAAAUGUAGACGUCACUACCCUGUAGACAGCUACAUAACCGAGUGUAAGAAGGAGGUGAGACUGAAGAGUCACGUGCUAGGAGACACUGUUCCUGUUCAGUGUUACUUAGGGGUGAAGUUUCUAGAAAUGUGCUCACUAGUACUGAAUAUCAAGGUUCCUGCUACUUUGUACGAGUUGGGGUGUCCUUCUACCCGCUUUCUUCAGCAGUAUGCUGUUUCUAUUGGAUGUCCACAGAAAAUACUACCGUUUGAUGACUAAAGUCCGUGCAAACAGCGAUGAUGUUAUUUGUGUAGCGAUUAGAAACUGGGAUGGUACUAGAGUUGAGUACAAUAAUUUGUUUUUGAUGAAGCUGACUCUUGGUGCGAAGAAGAAUUUUAUUAAAAUUUUAAAACAUUUGUGACGAACUUUCCUUUGAGUUAUUAAAAUUUAAAACUAUUUGUCAAUGUAUUUUCCAAAAAUUUGCGGAGGCGAAACAUUUUAUUCCUUUGCGAACUGUUACCGAACCACAAUUUGAAAUUUUUGGACAG
Messenger RNA from Bolinopsis microptera, 2428 nucleotides. RefSeq lists its product as uncharacterized. The transcript is spliced from 6 exons. The record is from RefSeq and is a predicted model, not a curated record. Lineage: Eukaryota; Metazoa; Ctenophora; Tentaculata; Lobata; Bolinopsidae. Gene Ontology annotation, molecular function: protein binding. Gene Ontology annotation, cellular component: extracellular matrix. The coding region runs from base 114 to 2159 and encodes 681 amino acids.